This is a messenger RNA of Hyaloscypha bicolor E, 699 nucleotides long. RefSeq lists its product as uncharacterized. NCBI's taxonomy places the organism in Eukaryota, Fungi, Ascomycota, Leotiomycetes, Helotiales, Hyaloscyphaceae. The transcript has 2 exons. The coding region runs from base 1 to 699 and encodes 232 amino acids. The record is from RefSeq and is a predicted model, not a curated record.
AUGAUUAUAGUACUUAUUACUUUUACUACUCUUCUUUUUUCUUUACUUAUAGGCGCAGCACCUACUGCGAAGGGCAUAGAAUCUUUGUCUGCCCAGCCCCGCUUAUGUUGCGUAAGAGCGAUUGACGGAUUGUACAUUGACGAUGUCCGUGGUUUUCUGGCUUCGCAGUGUAAUGGUUUUAAAGUUUGCCUCCAAAAUGCCACUCCGGAAUUUGGCUGGUGUCGUUACUGCCUCAUCUUUGAUCCAAGCGAUGCAAGGUGUCUGACUGGCACCUGGCCGCCAGUAGGCAAGCCGCCAUCGACCGUAGGGCAUCGCGCCCUGGACGUCGAUUUGGAUAGUGUUAACAAGGAGCUGGAGUCGGCCGGCACAGAUAUUGCCCUUCCCGAUUUCAAUCUGAUCGCCAAAAGAUACGAUGGCCAGAGAGCGAUCAAUACGUUGGCUGCAGACAAUAUAGCUAGAGUAUACACUGAAAUCAUAGGACUAUCAGCCUGGAACCUCUUUGUUAGCGCCACAAACUUUAUUGCCUUUACUAUUAGCAACCUCUAUAUUGAACCGCUCGUUUGGGAGAUCGUUGAUACAGCGACUGGGUGGACAAGAACAGGGACUCUCGCAGGUGGAACUCACUAUGGCGGAUCUGUAGAUAGUCUAGUAAUUGCCCAUGGCGGCGAUCAAUUUGUAGUAUCUUUUCAUACCACAUAA